UCAUUGCCCCAGCUCUGUCUCCAGGAUUGAGAACGACCAUUGCUGUCGUGUUUAAGUUUUGGAGUCACGCCUUCUUCUUUUUCUCGUCAAUUGUCAUAUCAUUCCCCCCUUCACAGACAAGAUGCUUUCAGGAUCUAGAACUGCUUUGAGAGCUUCUGCUCAAGCCUCCAAGCUUCGUCUGCAGCUGCAGUCCAGCAUCAGAGCCGCAUCGGCCUGGUCGCAAGUGCCCCAAGGUCCUCCCGUUAGUAUCACAACAGCCUGGGUCGACGAAGAUGACACUUACUAAUGUAUCCAUAGGAUGCCAUUCUUGGUAUCACCGAGGCCUUCAAGGCUGACAGCCACCCCGAGAAGAUCAACCUCG
Messenger RNA from Aureobasidium subglaciale EXF-2481, 361 nucleotides. RefSeq lists its product as uncharacterized. Lineage: Eukaryota; Fungi; Ascomycota; Dothideomycetes; Dothideales; Saccotheciaceae. The transcript is spliced from 2 exons. The record is from RefSeq and is a predicted model, not a curated record. Bases 122 to 286 code for a protein of 54 amino acids.